This is a messenger RNA of Chelmon rostratus (copperband butterflyfish), 5816 nucleotides long. It is a transcript of the gene dse, whose product is annotated as dermatan sulfate epimerase. Bases 294 to 3170 code for a protein of 958 amino acids. The record is from RefSeq and is a predicted model, not a curated record. Gene Ontology annotation, molecular function: chondroitin-glucuronate 5-epimerase activity. Lineage: Eukaryota; Metazoa; Chordata; Actinopteri; Chaetodontiformes; Chaetodontidae. The transcript has 6 exons.
GGGAGGGGAGCAGCCACUUAAUUCAUUAGGUCUCCUUUAAGCCCGUCUCCCCUGCCGCCCCUCCUCACUCGCCAGCAUGACGCUCCCUGCGCGCACACACAUUCUUUCCUGCCGCUCCGCAGCUCCGCGUCGUCCCUGAACACAACUUUUCAGGCGCAUCGAUCACCUUCGCCGAAGCUUCUGCCGUGACGGGAGGAAAUGAGCGUCGCGACGACGGGAAGACGGAUCUGCGAUCGGCGCUUCUGACAGCUGAGCUCCUUCGGCUAUGCCACAGUCCCCUCUCUGAUGACACGAUGAGAACCCACACCCGCGGGGCCCCCACAGUCUUCUUCUUAAGUCUGCUGUGGCCCCUGCUCGCCCCGGUGGUGGCAGCGGCAGCGGAAGUGGACCCCAGCGGAGGUAUCCCCUUCAUGGGAGGCAACUACAAUGGUCAUCCCAUGCUGUACUUCAACCGGGGGGAUGUGGAGGAGAUGCAGUAUGCAGCAGCGGGGACUCAUCGGGACAUGGCGAGGAGGAUCCGUGAGGCUGGGGAAACCAUGCUAGAGCACCCCGAGGAGUACCUGCCCCCCUGGAGCCCUGCAGAGUUCAGUGCCCGCUGGAACGAGGUAUACGGGAACAACCUGGGGGUGCUUUCCAUGUUCUGCCUGCUGUACCCCCACAGGGCCGGGGCCCUCGACCUGGCCAAGGACUACAUGGAGAGGAUGGCGGCUCAGCCUAGUUGGUUGGUCAAAGACGCUCCCUGGGAUGAAGUUCCUCUGGCGCACUCUUUGGUCGGGUUUGCCACAGCUUACGACUUCCUGUACGAAUACUUGAACAAGGGCCAGCAGGAGCGUUUCCUCCAGGUGAUCGGCAACGCGUCGCGCCUGAUGUACGAGAAGUCGUACGUCCGAGGCUGGGGGUUCCAGUACCUGCACAACCACCAGCCCACCAACUGUGUGGCUCUGCUCACAGGAAGCCUGGUUUACAUGACCCAAGGUUACCUCCAGGAGGCCUACCUGUGGACCAAGCAGGUCCUGUCCAUCAUGGAGAAGUCCAUGAUCCUUAUGCAGGAUGUGACGGAUGGCUCUCUCUACGAGGGAGUGGCAUACGGGACUUACACCACCCGCUCUCUGUUCCAGUACAUGUUCCUGGUGCAGCGCCACUUCGCCAUCAGCCACUUCGACCACCCCUGGCUCCUAAAACACUUCGCCUUCCUGUACAGGACUAUCCUGCCCGGAUUUCAGCGGACUGUAGCCAUUGCAGAUUCCAACUACAACUGGUUCUACGGGCCGGAGAGCCAGCUGGUCUUCUUGGACCGUUAUGUGUUGCGUAAUGGCAGUGGAAACUGGCUGGCAGAUCUGAUUCAUCAAAACAGGGUGAUGGAAGGGCCAGGGCAGGCUGGAAAAGGCCAGCGAUGGUGUACUCUCCACACAGAGUUCAUCUGGUAUGACCCAGGCCUGAUUCCUACUCCUCCAUCAGAUUUUGGAACAUCCCAACUCUACUACUUUGAGGACUGGGGUGUGGUGACGUACGGCAGUGCUUUACCUGCAGAAACCAACCGUACCUUUCUCUCUUUCAAGUCGGGGAAGCUGGGGGGACGAGCCAUCUUUGACAUUGUUCACAGGAACAAAUACAAAGAGUGGAUCAAAGGGUGGAGGAACUUUAAUGCUGGCCACGAGCACCCUGAUCAGAACACUUUCACUUUUGCGCCCAAUGGUGUCCCAUUUAUCACUGAGGCACUCUAUGGACCCAAGUACACUUUGUUGAACAAUGCAGUGUUGUUCGGCCCAACUAUGUCAGGGAGUUGCUUUAAACCGUGGGCGGGACAAGUUACGGAAGCCUGCGAUUCCAAAUGGUUGAAGUACAAGGUGGGGUUGGCGGCUGAUACUCAGGGCAGAGUUGAAGCUGCUAUGGAGAGACAGGGAAUGGUCUUCAUCCGUGGCGAGGGACAUUCUGCUUAUAAUCCAGAGCUGAAGAUCAGGAACUUUCAGAGAAACCUGCUCCUUCUUCACCCACAGCUCCUGCUCCUUGUGGACCACAUCCACCUGGAUCCAGACAGCCCAACCAGGGCAAUGAGUGCCUUCUUUCACAACACGGAACUUCCAUUCCAGGGUUCAAAGGUAGAUGGUGUUCAUGGAGCAUUUGUAUCGCAUGGUGAGGAUAAAUAUAAGAUGUUCUGGAUGGAUGACACAGGUUACAGUAGCAAAGCAGUGGUGGGUUAUUGGAAUUACCCUCGAGGAUACCCCUAUAAUGGGUCUAACUAUGUGAACGUCACAAUGCCAUUGAGGUACCCUCACACUAGGGUGGCCUACAUUUUCUUUGGACCAGGUGUGGAUGUACAGAGUUUCAGCCUGCGUGGCGAUGACCAGAGAGUGGAUAUCUACCUGGCCACCAAGGAUCACACCUACACCAUCUACCUGCUGACUGGAGAGGUCACCAGCAAGCCUCUGUUUGCCAUGGUGCUGCUGGAUCACAAGAAGAUCGUGUUCGAGAAGGCGGCGGCUGCGGUGGACAGCUCACCUGAGGAAGUGGAGGAAUACGUCAAUGUGAUGGAGGAUAACCUCCAGCAUGUCAAGCCCGUCUUCCAGCAGAUGGAGAGACACAUCCUAGGCCGAGUUCUCAACACCGCCAGCUUCCGAAAGACUGCAGAGCGCCUCCUCCAGUUCUCCGACAAAAAGAAGACAGAGGAGGUCAUUGAGAAGAUGUUUGCUAUGUCGAAGAAGCAGGGCAAGAGUAAAGGGGGGAAGAAAGUGAACCUUGGAGACAAGCUUUCUGAGAGUCUACCAGACAUUUUUGCACAGAUUGAGGUGAAUGAGAAGAAGGAGAGACAGAGGACUUCAAAGCGUGCAUAUGAGGACAGUCCAGAGGAGGGAGAUGCAGACUCGCGGGCCUUCAUGGAUUAUCCAGAUGGCCGCAAAAACAGAAAGGGGGCCUUUGUCAAGGGCCGCAAAUUCAAGGAGGUUCACAUGGUGGCCACGGCAGGGAGUGAGGGUCUCUCCAGCACAGCCUCCUACAUAAGACUCUUUCUCCUCCUGAACACUUUCACCUUCUUUUUGCUGCUGGCUGUGAUACUGACUCGCUUUCAGAGGGGUCGAAGCUUGCAUACGCAGAGAUGUUUCUACACCAUCCUUCUGAUUGACUGCUUCAUCUUACUGUACCUCUACUCCUCCUGCUCUCACACACAGUGCUGAGCAUGAGUGCGUGAGGGCUCGUCCAGCUACAGAUCCAAUGACCUGUUGUUCACGGUGAACUAAAUGCACCCCACACCUCAGUUUGAGCCAGAUCUUAUUAGGACAUUAGGGCUACUUUUGGGAAAAAAAAUCUGAGAUUUCAAGGAAGUAUUUUUAAGUUGUACAUGUACUAGAAAAAAGCUCAAAUGUUAUGAGAUUAAGUCAUAAUUUUACAAGAAAAAAUAAUGUCAUAAUGUAAUACAAAUAUAUUUCAUGACGCUUAUUUGAAGGUGAGGUGAGUAAUUGUGGACAAAGAUUGUUGAUAUUGACAGAAUUUGAUAUUAAGUGAAUAUUUCUUUCUUCCGUUCUGUUACGAGCACUCACACAAAAAUAAUUUUUUUUGUACAUGGCCUUGGUUCUGUAAAUGGGAAACAAAGUGGAGCAGGCCAAAUUACGCAGCACGAUUCCAGCCAAUCAGCUGGCAUUCGUGCUUAUGCACAGGACAAGGGGAGGGGGCAAGGAGAUGAUGCUAAUGUGUAAUUACAAUCUGAAGAAGGAGGGAUGGUAAUAUCAGCAGUCUUUCUCCAGAAUGAGUCACCCCCCCUUAAAUACUUAUCCCUCCUUUGUCUGUGCAGACUUUUCUCACAACAUUAUAAAAUAUUACUCAAGCUAUAUUUUGAUUUUUAUUCUUUUUGAAUGGUAAUUUUUUUGUCCAAAUUACAAUCUAAGAGUAGUGAUAUUAUUCAUUUUAUUUUCAUAAUAUGAUUAAAUAUGAUUAAAUCUCGUAAUUUUUAAACUUUUCAUCGCGAUAUGCUAACUUUCUUGAAAUUACCACUUAAUACUCAUAAUAGUGUGACUUUUGUUCUCAUGAUGUUAUGACUUGUAUUUUCAUAAUAUCAUGAGUUUUUUUUUCUAGAAAUUAGGACUUUAUUCUCAUAACAUUAUGACUUUUUCCAUGAAAUAUUAUGACUUUUUCCAUGAAAUAUUAUGACUUUGUUCUACAAAUCUCACUUUUUUUUUUUUCUAUCAGUGGCCCUUAUAGUCAUGAGAUCUACCUAAUGGGUGUUCAGGAAAAACAACUGAUUCCAAAUAGGAAUUGAUGAAUUGCCAAGAUGAAACCAGACCACCUCUGAUGUAAUAAGCUUCUGUGGAGCUUUCGAACCUAGUCUGUGUGAAGUUUGUCCUUUGUCGUGUUCAGAGGUCCUGCCUUGUAUCAAAGAUCUCAAGGUUAGCCACUAUAAUACAGUUGCCUCAUCUGUACUUGAGAUUUUCCCUGUCUACAUAGUUCAGAAAAUACAUUUAAAUGUAUAUAUGUGAAAGCAAGAUAUAUUUUUAUGGUCUCUUUUUUACCAUUUGUAAAUAAAAUUACUACGUGCAUAGCUGUGUAUCCAUUGUGUGUUGUGUCCGGUGAAUGUGUGAACUCAAAGGAGAAUAUUCAGUAUGUAUCGUCUGAUGGCCAUGACCCAUCACAACUUUAGCUAAAACAAGCAAAUGAAGAAGGGAUAUUCAACACUUUGACAACACAGGGAGCUGUAAGCAGAGAUAUGUGUCUAAGAAUGGAUUUGUUUACAACUAUAGCUCCUCAUGUGGAGGCCCCUGAGUAGAGACAACUGCUUAAACAUAAUCACUGACAAUUUAGUAAAACACAGUUGUAAUAAUAUCAAAUAUGUCUUCAUAGGAGGAGUUAUAAUUGUUGAAAAAUACUGUACAUUAAUGAACACUUGAUAAUGCCCCCAUGGCUGGAACAACUGCAUUAUACUGUGUCAUGAAGCAUUUAUUUAAUGUGUGCUGAGUGGAAUGCUGAGUGAAAACAAGCAAAUACGGAAUCACAGCAGUCUCACUCAAGACCUUUUCACAUGUGACAGGAGUAAAGGCACAUGUGUGAGUAAUGAAAUGAAUGAUGGCUGAUCCACUUUGCUGCUUCAGUUUCAGGAUCCCUGUAUUAUUCAUACUGGCUCACUGUCACAGCUUAAAUAGAUUGUUAAUGUGCCAACUAACAGCUGUGUUUUUCCUACCAUGACAAGUCAAGAUGUCUGCUGUAAAAAGCACCUAGCACUAGCCUUUUUCUAUAAUUAGUAGUGUGCUCAUCUGUUUUAACGCUUCGCCCACGUCAUAUGGGACGGAUGGUAGAGAUGGCAAGGCCUCCCAUGUUAAAGUCAUCAUCAGACAAGAUGUUUGUACGACUGCAGAGUUGUUCGUCAUGGUUGAAGAGACUGUGCGUUGACAAUUGAACAUUAUAUCUAUUGCAUUUUGGUUUAAAUUGCUUUGAACAACAGACUUAGGCUGUGUCCAUGUUUGCUAUGAGCCUACUGUAUUCUGAAGCAGCAAGUCAGAUACGUCAGAGAAAUAAGAAAACCUGAGCGUCCCAGCUGCAAUUACAACUUUUAUGUUGAUGUGAAUGUUAUUUCUCAUAAUUACAAUAACUUUGAUAUGGCAUGAACCCAACAUUAGUGUCCCCCAGAAACAUCACAGCUUAGUUCAGUUGUUGUAUACGACAUGCAGCUGACAUCUCUUUUUAGCUUGUGGUUUUUGUAUGUCCAGCACAUUUCUUUGAUAUGUAUGUGUUAUUACAUUGGUGGAUGUUUAUCAGAACUGUUCUCGUGCUUUACUUAACUCCAGCGUUUACUUAUAAAUAUGACAUUUGUUUGAAACAAGGUGGUGAAGAUG